This is a messenger RNA of Parnassius mnemosyne (clouded apollo), 678 nucleotides long. Lineage: Eukaryota; Metazoa; Arthropoda; Insecta; Lepidoptera; Papilionidae. The record is from the annotation of a GenBank genome assembly.
AUGAUAAAGUUGGUGUUUAUCGCUGCGCUCGUGCAGUGCACAAUUUCUCAACAAUAUCAACAGAAAGUGGCUCCCGGAGUACCACCACAGAAUUAUCAGAAUUACCAACCUCCACCACCACCACCGCAACCUGGGCAACCACCACAGCAACAACAGUACCAGCAACAACAGCAAUACCAACAACAGCAACAAUACCAACAGCCGCAGCAACCACAGCAGCAGCAUUACCAACAACAAGUGCCAGUGCAGCAGAUUCCGGUGCAAAACUCUCCACAGGGUCAUGCUGCCCACGGGGAUCCCCAACUCCUGAAUCCAGCCAACAUAGCCCAAGAAAGAGACCACAUCCAGGAACACAUGGAUGUACCAAUUGACACGUCCAAGAUGUCGGAGCAGGAGCUUCAGUUCCAUUACUUCAAGAUGCAUGAUGCUGACAACAACGAUAAGCUUGAUGGCUGCGAAUUGAUCAAAUCACUUAUACACUGGCACGAGCAAGGUCACAAACAGCAACCUCAGCCAGGAUCUCCUCCGGUAGGAGAGAAAAUCUUUACUGAUGAGGAGUUAACGAAUUUAAUAGACCCCAUAUUAAAUAUGGAUGACCAUAACAGGGAUGGUUACAUAGAUUAUCCGGAAUUCGUUAGGGCACAACAGAAAACUCAAAGACAAGACGGAAAUCAAUAG